Messenger RNA from Pisolithus orientalis, 2204 nucleotides. RefSeq names its product Smarcc1 protein. The coding region runs from base 109 to 2073 and encodes 654 amino acids. Gene Ontology annotation, biological process: positive regulation of DNA-templated transcription. Gene Ontology annotation, molecular function: histone binding; DNA binding; zinc ion binding. Lineage: Eukaryota; Fungi; Basidiomycota; Agaricomycetes; Boletales; Pisolithaceae. Gene Ontology annotation, cellular component: SWI/SNF complex. The record is from RefSeq and is a predicted model, not a curated record. The transcript has 4 exons.
UACUAUUUGGCACACUUCCCGAAAUGGCUUGUCUGUACGUUGUUUGGUCGUAGGGCUGUUUGACUGACUCCCGAGUCCAAAAGAGACAGACAGACUUGCUGCGAAGACAUGGACUCGCCAAAACGCGCCGGCUCACCUUCCUCGUCGGACUCAAAACGAAUUAAGCUCACGGCCCCUUUUCAACCUCAAAAUGCAUCCCCAGUAGAUCCAGAAAAUGCACCAGGAAAACGCGCAGAACUCGAGCCCAUCCAGGGCGGUGACAUCGGUAAUCUAGCACCAAUACCGGACAACGCUGAGGACGGUGGGGGCGGUAGCAGUGGAACUGUGAGAGUUCAACGAGAGGGAGAAGGCGAAGACGAUGCAGACGAGGAAGACCCUGCAGCUCUGGAAGCGACGCGAUUGAAACUCGAGGAGCAGGCCCGCAAAUACCUUGCCGCUCAGACUCACGACGUUAUCAUACCGUCCUAUGCUGCCUGGUUCGAUAUGUCAACCAUCCACCCAGUCGAGAAACGCGCUCUCCCCGAGUUCUUCAACUCUCGCAACCGGUCAAAGACCCCCGCAAUUUACAAGGAAUACCGUGACUUUAUGAUCAACACCUAUAGAUUACGACCUACCGAGUACCUUACCGUGACUGCAUGCAGACGCAAUCUCGCCGGAGACGUCUGUGCGAUCAUGCGAGUACACGCACUCCUCGAGCAGUGGGGUCUCAUCAACUACCAGAUCGACCCUGAACAAAGACCUGCAGCACUAGCACCACCAUUCACUGGACAUUUCCGCGUCAUCCUCGACACCCCCCGUGGCCUCCAAUCAUUGCAUCCCGGCACCCGCCCCUCAAGUCUGCACCCCGCCGCCAACGGGACGCAAAAACCUCUAGUCGCUUCUGCAUCUGGCCCUAAUGCUACCUCCGCUUCACUUGAGCUUCGCAAUUCCAUAUACCAGACCACGGCCAAAGCGUCCCGAGAAAUUCAGCCCAGUGAGGCUGCAUCACUUGCGAAUGGUCUUGCAGCUGGUACCCGCGGUAACGUGUCCUACCAGUGCGACACCUGUGGCACGGACUGCACCCCGGUGCGCUACCAUAGUCUGAAAGUGAAGGAUUUUGAGCUCUGUCCUCCAUGCUAUCUCGACGGGCGUUUCCCCUCGACAAUGUUUAGCGGUGACUUUGUUAAGCUUACCGCCACACCACCUAACAUCAGACAUGGUGCCGGCGAUGAGGAAUGGAACGAUCAGGAGGUGUUGCUGCUGCUGGAGGGCAUCGAAAUGUACGAUGAUGAUUGGGGUGCAAUCGAGGAUCACGUUGGCACGCGGAGCGCCCAACAGUGCAUUCGUAAAUUCUUGUCACUACCCAUCGAGGAUCCCUAUAUUGCGGACAAUCCUGUCAUGAGCGUGGUGGCCUUUCUAGCGGGUGUUGUAAGCCCCAGCGUAGCCAGCGAGGCAGCCAAAACGGCGAUGCAUGCCCUAACAGACGGCGCCUCCAAAGUAAAGGACGGGGAGAAGGAGGAGGAUGAAAAGGAUGGUGAGAAAGGGAGUACAGCCAGUGCAGGCGAUGCUCCCAUGGAAGAAGAUAUGCCUAACACAUCCAGUCAAGCCGAGGCAGGCCCGUCCACUGCAUCACAAGUGGAUGGCGCGACCGGUGACCAUUCCGCUGCACCGUCGCACAAUCCAAAGAUUCCACAUUCGCAUGCCGUCCGUGCUGCACGUCUCGCUCUCAAAUCUUCUGCACGCGCAGCAGGGGAGCUCGCUGAAGCGGAAGAUGCACAUAUUCAGAGUACACUGGCGUCGUUAAUCAAACUGACGCUGACAAAACUAGAAGUGAAGAUGACGGCGUUUGAAGAAUUGGAAGAAUUGCUAGAGGAAGAACGCAAGAGCCUCGAGAGUGCGCGUAUGGCACUGGUGAACGAGCGUGUCAACCUCAAGCGGAUGCUGGAUAGUGUCAAAGCUGAGCUUGGAAAACACGCUCCUGCGAACCUGGGUACGACGGGACAGGGCACCGUUGUCAGCGACGUGCCAGCAGAUUCAACGAUGGACGGAGACCCGGGGCCAGUUGCAGAUGGCAACCUUGCACAGUUAGGUUAGAUUCAGUAGGUGAGGGGAUUAUGGUUAUUGAUAUGCGACUGUUGUGUGCUACAUCUCCUGCUCUGCUUCGUGUAUGUAGAAUUGUCUACUAAGGUCUCCAUAAUACAUGGCCAUGGCUCAUGUUGCUGAUC